UUUUAAACGUCACAAACUUGUUCAAAUUAUUUCCUACCACACAUUACAAUACAAACUCCUUAUACUUUGCAACCACCUUUCAAACACUCUUCAUUCUCUCUCUUUGUUUCACUACCAAAAACAAAAGAGGGAAAAAUAAAACAAAACAAAACUGUUACUCAUAACUGCAAUAACUUCCAUGUAGAAUCAAAAUCAUACAUUCAUAAUUUCAAUAAAAAAUCAUUGGUCACUGCAUCAUCUCUUUCAAGAAGAAAAAUGGAUCACAUUCAAUGGAACGAUGCAAAUCGAAAAGAUUGGAUAAAAAAGGCGAUUAGAGAUUGAAGUUUCCUCAGACAUGUCAUUGAAUGAUUCUCCUAUUUAUUAUGAAAUGAUGCUCUUUUUUGAGUAUGUACUAUGGCUUGUGUGAGUAUGCAUUAGAAGUUUUGAGGCAAGUGUAAUGGAUUUCAAGGAUGACCAUGUAUCGAAAGAGCAUCGCGAGGUUCAUCUAUCUGCAGCAGAAAGUGUUGAUCCAGUAUCUGUUUCUCCUAUACAACUUUCUUCUCCUAAGUCACCACCGAAAUCUCCAGGGUCUUCAAAUGCGCAAGUUAAGGGAAGCAGUUUAAGUCCGAAAAAUAACCGGCAAUCGCAUUCUCCAAAAGACGGAAGUCCAAAGAAAGGUGGUUCUGGUGGGAAAGGCACCUGGGGUGGAUUGCUCGAAACCGAAACCGAUGACAUGAACGUUCUUGACCUGAAGGAUCCAAACUACAGCAGCGCCGAGGAAAUUGAUGAUCCGAACGAAAAGAUAAAGAACACCGCAUUGGAAGAGUACAAGAAAAAAGCUACAAUAAUAGUGGAAGAAUACUUUGCAACCGAUGAUGUUGUUGCAACAAUGAGUGAACUUAGAGAAAUCGGUAAACCGGAAUACAGUUACUAUUUCGUCAAAAAGCUUGUUUCGAUGUCGAUGGACAGACACGACAAAGAAAAAGAAAUGGCUGCCAUUCUCUUAUCUGCACUUUAUGCCGACAUCAUUCAUCCUUCGCAAGUUUACAAAGGAUUCACCAAGUUAGUCGAGUCGGCUGAUGAUUUGAUCGUAGAUAUACCAGACACGGUGGAUAUUCUAGCGCUUUUCAUAGCUAGAGCUGUUGUUGAUGACAUCCUUCCACCGGCAUUUUUGAAGAAGCAGAUAGCAAACUUACCGAAUGAUUCUAAAGGUGCUGAGGUUUUAAAGAAAGCCGAGAAAAGCUAUCUGACAGCACCUUUACACGCCGAAAUCAUCGAGCGGCGUUGGGGAGGUAGCAAGAAUACAACAGUUGAUGAUGUGAAGGCAAGGAUAAACAAUUUCUUGAAAGAGUAUGUAGUAAGUGGCGACAAGAAAGAAGCUUUUCGAUGCAUCAAAGAAUUGAAAGUUCCGUUUUUCCAUCACGAGAUAGUGAAAAGAGCUCUUAUAAUGGCGAUGGAAAAGCGACAAGCGGAAACACCGUUACUAGACCUAUUGAAAGAAGCAGCCGAAGAAGGUUUCAUCAACACAAGCCAAAUGUCAAAAGGGUUCAGCAGGCUGAUUGAAACUGUCGAUGAUUUAUCACUCGACAUACCGAACGCGCGCGGAAUACUUCAACAACUGAUAGCGAAAGCGGCUUCCGAAGGUUGGUUAUCUGUCUCAUCACUAAAAUCACUUACAACCGAGGAUGAAAAGAACACGAUACAAGAAAAUGUUGCAAGAAGUUUCAAGAUGAAAACACAAUCCAUCAUUCAAGAGUACUUCUUAUCGGGUGAUAUAUUCGAAGUGAAUAAUUGUUUAGAACAAGAGAACAACAAAAACUGCGGGGAACUAAACGCAAUCUUUGUUAAAAAACUAAUAACUCUAGCAAUGGACAGAAAGAAUAGAGAGAAGGAAAUGGCUUCCGUGUUACUUUCAUCGCUUUGUUUUCCACCUGAUGAUGUCGUGAGCGGUUUCGUGAUGCUAAUUGAAUCAGCAGACGAUACCGCUUUAGACAAUCCUGUCGUUGUUGAAGAUCUCGCGAUGUUUCUAGCAAGAUCAGUAGUCGAUGAAGUUUUAGCACCACAACAGCUCGAAGACGUUGGAACACAAUGUAUAAGCCAAGAUUCAAUUGGAAGCAAAGUGCUUUUAAUGGCGAAAUCAUUGCUAAAAGCUAGACUCGCUGGCGAGAGAAUCUUGAGGUGUUGGGGUGGAGGUGGAAGUAGCAGACCUGGAUGGGAGAUCGAAGACGUUAAAGACAUGAUCGGGAAAUUGUUGGAGGAAUAUGAAUCGGGCGGCGAUAUAAAAGAGGCUUGUAGAUGCAUGAAAGAGUUAGGUAUGCCAUUUUUUCAUCAUGAGGUUGUUAAGAAAGCUAUGGUGAAAACUAUUGAAAAGAAGAAUGAGAGGUUAUGGGGCUUGCUUAAAGAGUGUUUUGAAUCAGGGUUAAUAACUAUGAAUCAAAUGGUUAAAGGUUUUGGAAGAGUUGAAGAAGCUCUUGAUGAUUUGGCUUUGGAUGUUCCUGAUGCUAAAAAUCAGUUUGGAUUUUAUGUUGAAAAAGCUAAGAAUGAAGGGUGGUUGGAUAGUUCAUUUUGCUACAACAAUGCAAUAGAGAAUGGCACAAGUUAAGUUAAGUUUUUUUAUUACCAUGAUACAUAUACGAACGAAGUAUCUACGAUCAUGAGUGAUUAGUCUUUGUUAGAAAAUUUGAUGGAAAUAUAAGAUGGAUUCUCCUUUUCUUUAAGAUACACGAAAGUAAGAAACCGAAUCUCUCAUCAUUUGUUUAAGAUGUCUGAGUCUUUUACUACCACCCAGACCAACCAUGUGUGGCUACAUAGGAUAAAGUUAUAUUAUAUUUUGUUUUAUCUUUGUUUCUAAAUUUACACUCACAUUAGAUGCAAGCAUAAAUGCAUGCUUUAUUGAUUCAUAACUACUUAACUAGCUUUGUAACAAACUUAAAUUUAUUUACACAAUAUUUUUGUCUCA
Molecule: messenger RNA, 2938 nt
Organism: Lathyrus oleraceus (garden pea)
Lineage: Eukaryota; Viridiplantae; Streptophyta; Magnoliopsida; Fabales; Fabaceae
Product: MA3 DOMAIN-CONTAINING TRANSLATION REGULATORY FACTOR 2
Exons: 4
Coding region: 437-2581 (714 amino acids)
Biological process (GO): negative regulation of DNA-templated transcription
Source: RefSeq, a predicted model, not a curated record